Messenger RNA from Pleurotus ostreatus (oyster mushroom), 1023 nucleotides. It is a transcript of the gene ERG3, whose product is annotated as c-5 sterol desaturase. Bases 1 to 1023 code for a protein of 340 amino acids. NCBI's taxonomy places the organism in Eukaryota, Fungi, Basidiomycota, Agaricomycetes, Agaricales, Pleurotaceae. The transcript has 5 exons. Gene Ontology annotation, molecular function: iron ion binding; oxidoreductase activity. Gene Ontology annotation, biological process: lipid biosynthetic process. The record is from RefSeq and is a predicted model, not a curated record.
AUGGAUCUCAUUCUCGAAGUUUGCGACCACCUAUUUCUCGAUCGGGUAUGGGCGUCCCUCGUUCCCGUGUCCGCAUUCGCUUCGAGCGCGCAUACCUUCCAAACGUUGAACAGCUCGACAAUUCUACCAGCCGUUGGGUCGUCGUCGACAUGGACGCAUUUCGUCUCGAAACUGCCGCACCCCCCGCUCCCUCUUGAAGAAAUGGAAACAGUGUAUGCCUCAGCACCGCUGGUGUCCGCAUGGCCGCGCGACUACGUCCCCCGGCAGAUACUCUCAAUUCUUACCUUGACGUAUAUCGGAAUACACGUCCUGUACUUCCUGUUCGCAUGGCUAUCCUACCGAUUUAUUUUCAAUCAUGAAAUGAUGAAGCACCCGCGUUUUCUGAAGAAUCAAGUCAAGCUCGAAAUACGGGCGAGCUUGAAGGCGUUCCCUGGCAUGAUCCUGUUGACGCUACCGUGGUUUCAAGGGGAAGUUAUGGGGUACUCGAGGCUGUACGAUAAUGUGGAGGAGUAUGGGUGGGGAUUUUUGAUUGCGAGCGUUCCAUUAUAUCUCCUCUUCACGGAUUAUCUGAUCUACUGGAUCCACCGUGGUCUUCAUGCCCCUUUCGUGUACAAGCAUGUUCACAAGCCCCACCACAAAUGGCUGAUCCCCACGCCCUUCGCAUCCCACGCGUUCCAUCCACUUGACGGGUAUUUACAGUCCAUCCCUUACCACCUGUAUAUCUACCUCUUCCCCCUGCACCGCAUUCUACACUUGGUCCUGUUUGUCCUCGUCAACAUCUGGUCCAUCUUUAUCCAUGAUUCCGACAUGAUUACAGGGCAUGCCCUGGAGAAGAUCAUAAACGGACCGGCGCACCAUACACUGCAUCAUUUGUACUUCACCGUGAACUACGGCCAGUACUUCACAUGGGCUGAUCGAUGGUCUGGGUCGUAUCGCCAGCCAGAGUCUUCGCUCGACCCACUCCUCGAAGUUAAGGCGCUGAAUGCUGCUAAAGAGAAGGAAGCCCUUGGGAAAGCCCAGUGA